Molecule: messenger RNA, 1696 nt
Organism: Cyprinus carpio (common carp)
Lineage: Eukaryota; Metazoa; Chordata; Actinopteri; Cypriniformes; Cyprinidae
Product: proteasome subunit beta type-7-like
Cellular component (GO): proteasome core complex
Molecular function (GO): threonine-type endopeptidase activity
Source: RefSeq, a predicted model, not a curated record
UCGUCAUUGAUUCGUCAUGCAUUCUGUUUUACAUUAUUGUAAAUAACAUUUCUUUAUAUUCAGUUUUCCAAUAUGUUAAGCAAAAUGAAUAAGGAUCUAAAUUUGUUUACAUUACUGUAAAACAGACAUGAAAACAACCCGUUUUUUUAUUUAUUUAUUUUUAUCAAGGGUCUAUUUCUACUUGCAAAUUGCUUUUAUUGGUGCAACCACAGGUUAAUUUAGUCAAAUUACAUAGCUAAAAAAAUCCAGAAAACCAGCUAAUGUAGAAAAAACACUUUUAAAACGAAGAAUAAAUUAACCGUCCAGUAAUUGAUUCAUUCUAUUGAAUGACCCAGAGAAGCGAUCAUGUGUCAGAAGUGAAAGUGAAAGAAGGAAUACUGCAGUUUUGGGCCUUAAAAACGCUGACGCACCUUUGUGUAAAGCCGACACGAGUAAACGUUUAAAAGCGGUGUUUAGAAACAGCUUUACUCCGGACUGAUUGUUAGAGCAAUAACUUUACAUAUCAUACAGUGUGCAGGUGAAAGAUGCUAAACACAUCGACAAAGACACCGACAGGAGGAUUCUCUUUUGAGAACACACGCAGAAAUGCUGUUCUUGAAGCAAACUUAUCAGAGAAGGGGUACAGUGCGCCAAACGCCAGGAAGACCGGCACCACCAUCGCUGGCCUGAUAUUCAAAGAUGGAGUGAUUUUAGGUGCAGACACCAGAGCCACAGAUGAUAUGGUCGUAGCUGAUAAGAACUGCAUGAAAAUCCACUACAUAGCACCCAAAAUCUAUUGUUGUGGUGCAGGUGUUGCGGCAGAUGCUGAGGUCACUACUCAGAUGAUGUCAUCAAACGUGGAACUGCACUCACUCAGCACAGGACGACCUCCUCUUGUGGCUAUGGUGACCCGACAGCUCAAACAGAUGCUGUUUAGGUAUCAGGGGCACAUUGGUUCUUCUCUAAUUGUUGGAGGUGUGGAUGUUAACGGCCCACAGCUCUAUAGUGUCUAUCCUCAUGGUUCCUAUGAUAAGCUUCCUUUCCUGACAAUGGGGUCUGGAGCAGCUUCUGCCGUUUCUGUAUUUGAGGAUCGUUACAAGCCAAACAUGGAGCUGGAGGAAGCAAAGCAGCUGGUGAGGGAUGCCAUCACUGCAGGCAUCUUCUGUGAUCUGGGUUCUGGCAGUAAUGUAGACCUGUGUGUGAUCACAGAGAAAACUGUGGAUUAUCUAAGAGGAUAUGACCAGCCUGUUCAGAAAGGAUUGAGGGAGGGUACAUACAGAUACAAGCCAGGCACUACUUCUUUGCUCACAAAAACAGUGACUCCAUUAACACUGGAUGUUGUGGAUGAAUCUGUCCAAGUGAUGGACACAGAAUGAGACAUGAAGAACAUUUGUACACUCUUUGCUUCAGUCAUUGGAAAAUAUGAUGGAUGUGUGUAGUUUAAAAUUUUAUAUUAAGGAAAGAAAAGAGAUAUUUCCCUUUUUGGUUAAAAAUGUUUUGGUACCUUUCCCCUGUAUUCAAUCAUUUGCAUUUGAUCUGCUCAAAACAGUUUUGCAAAAAGAGAGAUUUGUGUAGUUUUGUAGUUCAUUUAAUAAAAUGAAGGGGAAAAAAAGUGUGUCAUUUUUGUUAUGUCAGAGCGACAUUUUUUAAACUUAGCUAUUAUUAAUUUGUGUGAAGUGUGACGUGACAUACAGCCAAGUAUGGUGACCCAUACUCA